GCGUGCGAAGCGAGGCGCAAAGCAGGCGAGAGCGCCAACGAGGGCGUCUAAGAAGAGCACGCGGACACCAGGGAGGCAGCUGUAGAAGCUAGUGAGAUCGUAUGGAUUGGAAGGCAAGAGGCGCGCCGUGUAGGCGGCAGCGGAAAGGGCCGAGCGGGGCGCCUGCACAGCAGCGCAAAAAGUCAACGCAGCCAAAUUCGACGUCGAAGAAGAGGUCUUCGAGUCCACAAGCGGCGGCGAGCGCGCUGCAAGGUAUGGACGGGCUGCAAUUUGACCUCGAGGACGACGACGACGAAGAGGAGGACAUCGACGAGUGGCUUGAUGCGUCAGUGCAAGGUCAAUACGAGCGCAUCCGCCAAAGGCUGAUGGCUCACGUCGUGACUGGACCCCCUGCUCAGGGUGAAUCGUCCUCGCCUCCCGCACCCCCUCCACAUAAGCCCAGAUGGCGGCGACGACUGCGGCGGCGGCGACCACCUCGCUCGUUCUCCGACAAGCAAGGGAAAAGGCAAGCAGCGCGAUGCCGACCCCUCACCAGCGCCGCCUAUCCUCCGCGUGCGACCGCGCACAACUCAUUGGCACUUUGUUGACGAGGAGGAUCUAAAGCUUGAGCGGGAGCUCGCCAUUGAGGAGGCGCGCGAGGAAGGCUGGGAGUGGUGGUGCCCGGACGAGCUCAUCGAUCUCCAGCCGCGGGGCAAUGCAGAUCUCGCCAAUAAGGACGGAGAAACGUCGCGGGAAGCGCAGGACGAGCUCUUGGUGCAAGCUCUCCUCGCAAAGGACGUCAACAUGGCUCUCGACGACGACGAGGCCCCUCCUUCCGCGCUGGACGACGCGCUUCUCUUCGCCCCAAAAGAUGGCGACGACCUCCCCUGCCUGGACA
Molecule: messenger RNA, 877 nt
Organism: Jaminaea rosea
Lineage: Eukaryota; Fungi; Basidiomycota; Exobasidiomycetes; Microstromatales
Exons: 1
Coding region: 102-587 (161 amino acids)
Source: RefSeq, a predicted model, not a curated record